CUAUCCAGCUCUCUAACAGAACGACUCGAACGGGCAUCAAGUUAAGAACACGAAAGUCGAGAUACCUGAAUCGAUAAUAACGAAUAAGUGAUUCUUACUGAUACAUUUUAAUCAUAUUUGAAAAUUAAAUAUUUAAAAUGGUUUACGAAAGUGGAUUUACAACCCGCAGAACUUACAGCUCCAGACCGGUGACUACGUCGUAUGCCGUAACGUAUCCAUCUGCUCAUAGAGUUACUCGAGUAUACAAAACAAGCUAUCCAAUCUACUCGAGCUAUUCAAUCCCAAGACGUAUCGUUAGUGGAACACGUGUUAUUACUUCGCCUGUUCGGGUUGUUACCUCUCCCACCCGAGUUUAUUCGCGCAUUUUACACUCUCCAUCACCUGUGCGUGUUGUGCGUACUACAACGCGUGUUAUAUCAUCGCCGGAGAGAACGACUUCUUACACCUAUACUACGCCAACUACAUACUAUAGUCCAACAUACUUGCCAUCGACAUACUACUCCUCCACCUAUAUCCCAACUUCGUAUACAACGUACACACCAUCGUAUACAACGUACACGCCAUCGUAUUACUACAACCCUACAACUGUAACUCGUACGUAUACUCGCUCGGUAUCACCGGUAAGGAUCACAACAUCUCCGCUUCGUGUGACACCUUCAUACCUGAAGAGACUACCACCUGGAUAUGGCGCACGGGCUUUAACUAAUUACCUCAAUACCGAACCCUUUACCACGUUCUCUGAGGAAACGAGUAGAAUACGCCAUCGGGCCCAAUCAUUAAUUCGAGAUUUGCAUACUCCUGUUGUGCGUCGUGCACGAAGCUGUACACCGUUUCCAGUGACUGGGUAUUCAUAUGGCCCGACAUCUCAAUUGGCUUUAGAUGCCUAUGUAGCACGAGUAACAAAUCCCGUACGUCAUAUUGCCAAGGAAGUUCACAACAUAUCCCAUUAUCCAAGGCCAGCUGUAAAGUAUGUUGAUGCCGAAUUGGAUCCAAAUCGCCCCACAAGAAAAUUUUCUGCUCCCCGACCCCUCGAAGAUGCUAUCGAUCUCGAAUCUAAGGAAAAGCAACGUCUUCGUCAGGAGCGUCUAUUGACUGUAAACGAAGAGGCUUUAGAUGAAGUAGAUAAGAAGCAAGUAGGAUAUCAGAGUGCUGAUGAAGCAAAACAUCGUGAAGAUAACGCCGCUAAAGCAAGAAAGGAACGUGAAGCAGCGGAUAAAAAGGCCUUUGCUGAGGAACAGCUCCGGUUGGCGGAAGAAGCCCGUGCUGCGGAAGAAGCUGCUAAAGCAGAACGAUUAAUCAAAGAAGCCCGGCUUGCUGAGGAGGCUCGUUUAGCUGAAGAAUCAGCCCAGAAAGCAUUAGAAGAAGCCAGAGCCGCUGAGGAAGCUGAGGCCCGUAAAGCUGAAGAAGAACGUUUGGCUCAAGAAGCCCGCAAUGCCGAAGAAGCUCGUUUGGCUGAAGAAGCGGCUCAAAGAGCAGCAGAAAAAGUCAAAGCUGCAGAAGAAGCCGCAGCGCGUCAGGCUGAAGAGGAAGCCCGUAUGGCCGAAGAAGCUGCGCAAAGAGCAGAAGAGGAAAAAAGAGCAGCAGAAGAGGCUGCUCGUAAAGCUGAGGAAGAUCGCUUGGCUGAGGAGAUUCGUUUAGAGGAAGAAAAGCGUUUGCGGGAGCAGGAGUUGAAUCGCCUGGCCGAAAUCGAAAAACAAGCUGAGGAAGAGCGUGAAAGCGAACUUGCACGCCAAGCUGCUGAAUUGGCCGAAAUUGCCCGUCAAGAAGCUGAAAUUGUGGCUCAAGAGCUGCAAUACAUUCAAAAAGAUGGUGGAGAUGUUGUAGAGCCUUUAAUUGAUGAGCCAACCACACCUGUAGAACCCAUUGAACAGGAAACAAUCAUAGAUUUGAAUUCAAAGAUGAGAGAUAUUUCUAUUGAACUGGAGAAUUCUGGUGAAAGUUAUAUAGAAGUUGCCGACACCGAAGAAGAAGAAUAAUCUGUUUAAUCAGUUAUCGAUCAUUGCCGACGUACAUUUAAUUAAAUCUUUACAUUAAUAUCUAUCGAAAUUAAUUAACUUUUUUAUGAGAAUUGGACAAUAUAAUGGUUAAAAAUAA
Messenger RNA from Drosophila novamexicana, 2094 nucleotides. RefSeq names its product protein anoxia up-regulated. Gene Ontology annotation, biological process: protein transport. The transcript has 7 exons. Lineage: Eukaryota; Metazoa; Arthropoda; Insecta; Diptera; Drosophilidae. The record is from RefSeq and is a predicted model, not a curated record. Bases 138 to 1976 code for a protein of 612 amino acids.